CAGCGCCACUUUUGAUGGUUGGGGCCCGGCCCUUUACCGGCCAACGCCGUGGAGGAUCGCGUCAUCGUAACGUUCCUGGGAUCGGCACACGGUGUGAGGACGGUGAGCGCCGGAGAGAGCUCAGGGUGAAUACCGUGCAGCACAAGGCAACAGAGUACGGUGAAGUCGAACGCGUACACAUUUUUAAAACGGCACCGCGACAAACCCAGAGAUGCCGUACAUUUUCAACACGCGGGUUCUGCCUCAGCCGAGGCCCGCUCCGAGCCCGACGCCCGGCCACCCGUUCAUGCACGGCUCCUCGGGGAACUACCGCAACACCGCCAUCAGCAACCGCAACGCGUACCUCAUCGACACGCAGGGCAAGGGCUUCGAGGAGCUGCGCAACUUGUGCCUGAGCCACGAUGUGCUCUUCGAGGACCCAGACUUCCCCGCCCACAACAACUCCAUCUACUUCAGCCAGAACGCACCGAUGCAGUUCCAGUGGAUGCGUCCCAAGGACAUUUGCGAAAACCCGCAAUUCAUCAUUAAUGGGGCGACGCGCACAGAUAUACGGCAGGGAGACCUUGGUGACUGCUGGGUCCUGGCAGCCAUCGCUUGCAUGACCUUGAACGAGGAGCUGCUGGCUCGCGUCAUCCCGGCAGGACAGAGCUUCGAGGAGAACUACGCCGGCAUCUUCCACUUCCAGUUCUGGCGCUUUGGCGAGUGGGUGGACGUGGUGGUGGACGACCGACUGCCCACUUUCAACAACCAGCUGGUGUUUGUGCAGUCGGCCGAGCGUAAUGAGUUCUGGAGCGCCCUGCUCGAGAAGGCCUAUGCCAAGGUCCAUGGCUCCUACGAGGCCCUGAAAGGAGGGAACACGACCGAGGCCAUGGAGGACUUCACGGGCGGUGUGACGGAGUACUUCGAGAUGAAAAACCCUCCCAAGGAUCUCUAUAAGAUCAUGGUGAAAGCAACGUCCCGUCGCUCACUCAUGGGCUGCUCCAUCGACGAUGGGAUGUGCUGGCGCUGCGGGAUCCCGGCUCCCGACAGCGUCGGCCUCGUCCGCUCCAAGUGCGACAGCUGCUGCGACGAAGAGGACCACGACCACGACCACGAGGGCGAGCAGGAGCAGGACCACUCGCACCUGCACCCCCCGGCCCAGGCGAGCGGUGGCUCCCCGCUGGCGCGCGGCUUCCCGCGCACCCCGUUCUCGGCGCUGCCGGACCCCUUCUCGCCGGGGCCUGGAGCGUCGUCAGCACAGGGAGGCGACAUCAAGUUUGACUUCCCCGACGGAGGCGGAGGAGGACGCAGCCUGACCAGGGAUAGCAGCGUUAGCGGCCCCAUCACGCCCAAGAUCGCCAUGUUGACGCAUGCAGAGUCGCGGACGCCCAUGGGGCUCGUGCGAAACCACGCCUACUCCAUCACGGGCUUGGACGAGGUGAAGCAUCGCAGCAAGAUCGUGCAGCUGGUACGACUGCGAAACCCAUGGGGUCACGUGGAGUGGAUCGGGCCGUGGAGCGACGCCUCCAAGGAGUGGAAUGAAAUCACGCCGUCGGAGAAGCAGCGCCUUCAACUCAUCAGCGCCGAGGACGGGGAGUUCUGGAUAUCCUUCCAGGACUUCUGCCGCAACUUCACCAAGCUGGAGAUCUGCAAUCUGUCGCCGGACGCGCUCGCCGACGACCGCACCAACAAGUGGACGGUGUCAGUCAGCGAGGGCCGCUGGGUGCGGGGCUGCUCGGCGGGCGGCUGCCGGAACUACCCGGACACCUUCUGGACGAACCCCCAGUAUCGACUGCAGCUCUACGACGAAGACGAUGACCCCGACGACAGCGAGCUGCUGUGCUCCUUCAUCGUCGCGCUCAUGCAGAAGAAUCGACGCAAGGAGCGCAGGCAGGGCAGCACUAUGCUCACCAUCGGAUUCGCCAUUUACGAGGUGACUGAGGAUCUUCGCGGCAGCCGGGAGCACCUGCCCAAGGACUUCUUCCUGUACAACGCGUCGCGCGCGCGUUGCAACUCCUACAUCAACCUGCGCGAGGUGACGGAGCGCUUCCGCCUGCCGCCCGGCGAGUACGUCAUCGUGCCGUCCACCUUCGACGCGCACCAGGAGGGAGAGUUCCUGCUGCGGGUCUUCGCCGAGAAGCACAACGUGUCGGAGGAAAUGGACGACGUCAUUGGCGUGGUUGGUGGCAAGAAGAAGAAGAGCAAGAAGAAGAAAAAGAAGCCAAUCGUCUUUAUCUCGGACAGAACUAAGAAAGGGCAGCAACAGCCGGAAUCUCCGGACGAGAACGAGUCGGAAGAUGGAAACGAGUCAAAUAAGUUGGCUGAACCUGGAAAUCCAAAGGAACCAGACCUGACCCCAGAGGAUAAGCAGUUCAAGACAAUCUUCAAGCAGCUGGCCGGAGACGACAUGGAGGUCGGUGCCUGCCGCUUACAUAACAUUCUCAACAAAGUCAUAACCAAACACAAAGACCUGAAGACGAGCGGCUUUAGCCUGGAGAGCUGCAGAACAAUGGUGGCACUCAUGGAUACGGACCUUUCAGGAAAGCUGGGCUACAAUGACUUUAAAUAUCUCUGGGAUAAGCUCAAGUUCUGGCAGCAAAUAUUUCGCAAGUACGAUUCUGACAAAUCUGGUUCCAUGACUUCCUACGAGAUGCGCUUGGCCAUCAACGAGGCCGGCUAUCAGCUGAACAACCAGCUCUACCAAAUAAUCACGCUGCGUCACGCCGACGAGAACUUGAACAUUGGCUUCGACAACUUCAUCGCCUGUCUCAUAAGGCUCGAGGCGAUGUUCCGAGCAUUCAAGGCCUUUGAUAAGGAUGGGGAUGGCAUUAUACGUCUCAACGUUUUGGAGUGGCUCCAGCUGACAAUGUACGCGUAAGAAGAGAUCGCAGUGUGUUGCCGAACCACAGACAUGCAAUGAGUGAACAAAGAAGGCUCAAAGUAGAGGAAUGCGACCUUGGGAACUUACGUGGCAUUCAUCAUAGUUCUAUCGGUGUGAGAAUGCAUUCAUGUUUAUCUUGUUUCAAAACAACAAUGCUCACAACACAAGUCACGUCUCUCUGUUCAUUGAUGUAUUAUCACGUAGCAGCAUGCUGUGAAUAUACCUUUAGGAGUAUUUGGUCUGUGUGAAGAAUCUUCAGGGCCUCGCUGCUGUCGGAAGUUUAUGCAAAGGCUAUCGUGGCAAGAGGUCACACGUUUGGCACAAUGGUCCUUCACUGACUAUGCGUGAUGAAUGAAGAAUCUUCACCUGUAGGUACCAUUGUAGGAAAAUAAAAUUCAAAUAGAAGCUUGUAAUGUACGUAUGUAUAUUGAACUUCUUUCGCGCCGUACGUAGCCAACCGUGCCCUACCUUUUUGUACUAAAGUGCAAGGAGGUUUAUUGCAUGAUCCAACUUGCUUGCAGUCUAAAAUUGACAGAAUUAAAUUUCGGAGCAUGUGUCAUAUUGUAGCCGAGUGAUUGUGGUUGCAUAUCUUGUGUGCGAUGCAGCAUCUAUCAUGGUCACUGUAAUACAGUUUGUAUUGUUAAACAUCAUGGUGAUACGGAGGUUUUUCUGUUUCCCAUAAAUAGAAAAUAAAAAAUUCAAACGACAAAUCUCAGCGAUG
This is a messenger RNA of Lethenteron reissneri (Far Eastern brook lamprey), 3581 nucleotides long. Its product is annotated as calpain-3-like. Gene Ontology annotation, biological process: proteolysis; negative regulation of apoptotic process. Gene Ontology annotation, cellular component: cytoplasm. Lineage: Eukaryota; Metazoa; Chordata; Hyperoartia; Petromyzontiformes; Petromyzontidae. The record is from RefSeq and is a predicted model, not a curated record. Gene Ontology annotation, molecular function: calcium-dependent cysteine-type endopeptidase activity; calcium ion binding.